UUGACCCUUAUAAAUUAUAUAUUCAAGUUGUUUAACAUACUUUUUGGAGUACCAACGAGUAAAAUUGUGUCUCCGGAAAGAACUUGAGCAACUGUCCCAUAAAGCCACUUCAUAUUGUAUGGCUUUUGUUCAAAUUCUGUAGAAGCAUGUUUAAAACAAUAACUAUAACGUUCACAAAAUUGUUCUUUCAGAUGGUUUGAUUCGUUUAGGAAUUUUCAUAAAACUGUGAAAUCAGUAACACAUUGAUUGAAUCGAAGUUUAUUAAAACUUAUUUCGUUACCCAAAAAAAAUGUCAUUGCACCGGCUUAAAUUUAUUAUCGUACCGAACCCUACUAUACUUUUAUGGUAGAGAGUUUAAUAUUGCAUAGUAUACUUAUAUUAAAAAAUUAGAAUCUAUUGAUAUUUUAAUCAUAGAAUCUAAAAAUAAUUUUAAUGCAAUUUUUCAUAUUAAUUGCAUUAAAAAUUUAAUUUUCUAUAUUUUUACUGGCAUAGAAAGAAAAAGAAAUGAUCCCGAGUACAAUUUAUUCAAAACUUCACUCGAGUGUUUUAAUAAAUAGUGUCAAGUUAUUUAAUGCAAUUUGUACACAAGCUGUCAAAAAAUUGCUUGAUAUGUAAAUAAUAAACUUUAAUUUGAUUGAUUCUGCAAGUAAACAUGUUUUUUUUUUUGAUACCUUGGCAAAAAAAACAAAUUUUCGGUGGUCCAGGCAACAAUGAUUCUGAAACUGAUAAAAAGACAAGGCGUUGAGUUAAUUGAUUAAAAAAAAGAACAAGUAAUCUUUAGUAAAGUUUCUUUUUAAGAACUUUUUGAGAAGCUUUAUUAAAGAAAUUAGCACACUCAUUAACUAUAACCUAAAGAUACUACGACUUCUUUGAAAAUGAAAUCGAAUGUUGAAACUAAUACUGGAUGUUUAACAUACAAUAAUAUUAGGAGUAAUGGUCUAGGCGAUUUAGGACAAUUUCGUACAGUUGGUGAAAAAUUCGGAUGGCGUUUACGAAAACCUGUUGCUGGCGUAGACGCAUCUUCUCGACCUACCACGCAGCUUGAUGGUCGACAGGUAGCAUCAGUUCAUUGGAUAUGCUUAGCAAGUCGGGAAUAUGGUUUAAAAAUAGUUAUGAAGAAUUUGGAUAAAUUUUACUUUUCUGGGUUCAAAAUCACCGAUUAUGAACCUUUGAAAACCCACAUACAAAAGUAUUGGUCGUGUACUUUAGAAAAAGGAAAAUGGUGUUCUACUGGAUGGCAUUGGGGAACGCAUACAAUUGAUAAAAAUUCGUUUACAUUUCAAGUAAAUGAUUGUGAUGCGUUUGAUAUUCCCCGAGAUCGAAUAAGUCAUGUUUCUGUUGCUAAAGGAAACGUGUCUAUGCUUAUAGAAGGUGAUGCUGACAGAGCUGAAGCUGAGGAUCAAUUACUUGAGAUAAGACUUUAUACACCUCCAAGUUUAAGUGGAAAAGAAGAGGAUUUGGAGUCACAUAACGAGGCGUUAUUAUCUCUUCCUAGAACGAAAUCUCGCUCUACCCUAGAACCCUUGUGUGUCUUUUCUGAUGUUAAAUUUUUGGUACCGGCGGGCCGCUUUGAUCUUCAUAUAAUCAAAACAAUGAUAAAACUACACGGAAAAUCUAAUGAUUUUAAAAUUAUGUAUGAAAACAUUAUAGAAAUGUAUUUAUUACAUGGAGGCUCAUCUCCUCAUGUCACGCUUUUAUUGCGCCUAGCAUCUCCACUUCGCAAGGGACACACACCUUAUUAUAAUGCGGUUCUUCAAUUUGAUGAAAGAAAAGAAAUUGAAAUCGUUUUGGGUGGGGGAGAGGAAGAAAUAUCGAAUUUAAAAAAUUCUUUUAAAAGUUCUCAUGUGGCAUGUGACAUAAAGCAAAAUAUGUCGGAUCAUAUAUAUAAAAUUGCUUCAUGUUUACUGGUUGCCCUUCUUAAGAAGGAUAUUAUAACUUCAGAAACAUUCAAAUCCUUUUCUGGGCACCCUUGCUUCCGGUGUAGUUAUAAAGCAGAAAGCGGUAGCUUUUAUCCAUUGGAAGAAACAUUUAUUUUCAUUCAUAAACCGAUACUUAUCCUAAAGUAUGUAGAUAUUACGUCAAUAACGCUUGGGCGAACUGUUGGUGCCCAAACGAAGCUUUUUGAAUUUGACGUUCAUAUGAAGGGUGGUCAAACACAUUCUUUUAGUUCCGUUGAUCGACAAGAAUCUGGUCCCUUACUGGAUUUUUUGAAAAAAAAGGAAACUAUAACCAUUCAAUCUUCUGAACUUGGCAAAGCGUACGAAAGAUCUGAAACAUUUUUGAAUGAACAGCUUUCUGAAGACGAUGAUAGUGAAGACGCAGAUCAAGCUAGCUCUGAAAGCGGUGAGUCGAAGGACGACGACGAGGAAGAUGAUAAUGAGACGAAUGAAGUGGAUUCAAAUGAAUCGUCACUACCGGACGCUUCAGUGACAAGAGAAAAAAAAGAAUCUCGAAAGAAACAUUUGUCAUCAACGACGUCUAAAAUUUCCAUGAAAACAUCGAAAAGUUAACUUUAUAACAAUUUAAAAAUGUAUGUCAAGAUUUUUUUUUUUUUGAAGAAAAGCUUUCUGUCAUUCAAAAACCUUUUGCUAUUUACAAAAUUAAUGUACUACAAGACGUGUUUUUCUUUUAGAAACUUUUUUACUAGAAUUUUCUGCUUAUUGCGUUUUUUGUUUUUUUGUACAUUAAUUUUGCUGUUUAUUAAACUAUAGUUUUUACAAACAUUAAACAUCCUUCCAACCUUUGUGCGCACACACACACACACACACACAAA
This is a messenger RNA of Hylaeus volcanicus, 2773 nucleotides long. RefSeq names its product FACT complex subunit SSRP1-like. The transcript is spliced from 16 exons. The coding region runs from base 876 to 2510 and encodes 544 amino acids. Gene Ontology annotation, cellular component: FACT complex; nucleus. The record is from RefSeq and is a predicted model, not a curated record. Lineage: Eukaryota; Metazoa; Arthropoda; Insecta; Hymenoptera; Colletidae. Gene Ontology annotation, molecular function: DNA binding; histone binding; nucleosome binding.